AUGAGUGCUAGGAAGUGCGCAAAUUAUCGUCGCCUUAACGCUCUUCCGACCGCGCCUCAGGACGCAACUGAUGUGCAGUAUGUCCCUCCCGAGUACCAGUUACCUGCCCGUCGCAUGUUUGAUCGGUCUGCACUUCGAGUCCACUGCCAACGUCUUCUUUACUUCAUCCUCUUCUACGCCCUUCUUGCAGCCUUCUUCUUCAACUACAUGAGUUGGCUAAUGUACUUUCAGGUAUCACGUGAUUACCCAAAGUUGACGGGGGCUCACAGUGCCAUAGGCAUGAAUCCCGGCCUCAGCUUCGUGCCUCAUCCGGAUAUCUUUAACAGCCUCAUUCGCAUUCAGUCACGCGUCCCUCUGCCGAUAUCUUUGUUGAACGAUCACAUCACGGCCUUCCUGCACUCCUACCAGGACAACACCGGAUGCACUGAGAGGGAGGACUGUGUGAAGGAAGGUGGACUGACCCAGGAUCCGGAACGUCCUUGUGCCUAUGAUGUCAAUGCUGGGGGACCCUGCAACAUGGUCAAUGGUUUUGGUUAUGACACAGCACAACCCUGUUUUGCCCUGAAGAUGAGCAAAAUUUAUGGUUGGUUGCCUGACCCGGUGGACGGAGCGGACGGUGUGCUGGUACGGUGUGAGGGUUAUGAUGAGGAUGACACCAACCACCUCGGAGUCAUUCGUUACUUCGAUAUGGACUACAAGUUCUCGGCAAUCCCACCGGGGAAAAAUCCCGGCAAGUUGGACAACGGCACAUUUCGAUCCAUGUACUUUCCCUAUCGGAAUCAGGCUUGCUACCACCAACCUCUGGUGUUUGUGCAGUUUGAUGGCAUCACGAGAUAUACCCUUAUUCGUGUGCGAUGUUACCUGAUUGCCAAGAAUAUCCAUGUGGACUUCGAACGUGGUGAAGGCAGUGUCUCUUUUGAAAUACUUGCUGAUUAA
This is a messenger RNA of Spirometra erinaceieuropaei, 936 nucleotides long. The record is from the annotation of a GenBank genome assembly. NCBI's taxonomy places the organism in Eukaryota, Metazoa, Platyhelminthes, Cestoda, Diphyllobothriidea, Diphyllobothriidae.